Cercospora beticola is the source of this 1236-nucleotide messenger RNA. RefSeq lists its product as uncharacterized. NCBI's taxonomy places the organism in Eukaryota, Fungi, Ascomycota, Dothideomycetes, Mycosphaerellales, Mycosphaerellaceae. The record is from RefSeq and is a predicted model, not a curated record.
AUGGAGCUCAACUCCAGUACCACUGCUUCAGAUUCGCAAACACCUGCAGCGCAACUCGAGGUCGAGCCCAUGGAAAACACAACCAGCAAGAUUAUGGAGCUUCGCGACGAAAUUUCGGACUUGAUCGCACCAUGGCGCGACAGCGCAGAGAGGCCGCCAUUUACAACUGGUGAGCUGUCUGUCUUCGCGCUGAUCUACAGCGACUAUCCCCUAAGGGCCGACGACAUUCAUCUCUGGAUCUUGAACACCUUCACUUACUAUAAGGAUCGCGCGCUCAGGAGCUUUGUACGUUGUACGGGCAAGCAGUUCGGUCAUUGCAGUGAGGUUGUGAACGGCUUCCCUCGGGAUCUGCGCGAGUUUGAUCUGCCUGUUCACAUAACGAGUCGUGCAGAUCAUUACGAGUAUGGCAUUGCCACAGGCCCCGCAAGAGUGUACCUGGGACGUUGGCUCGAGCCCGCGCGACAAGGCACGUUCCGCUUCCUCGAUCUAUCCGCUGAGCUGCGCAACAAAAUUUACGAGUUGGUCUUGAAAAUCUCUGAUGACGGACUCCACCAGGACUAUCAGUUCGACUGUACGUCCGAGCUGCAGCUUCUUCGAGAGGAGUGGCUCCCAUUGCAGCUUGCUCAACAUGAUUUCGAUGAAGAAGAGCCCUCCGAGACGAUAAUCGACGAUCCGUUCUACGGGAAACAGAAUGAGUUCAUUCUGCACCUUGGGCCUUCGAGUAAGCUUUUGGCAUUGCUUUGUACCUGCAAGCAAAUUCGUCAAGAGGCUUCUCCAGUGUUCUACGGCGCCAACACCUUCCGCUUCGGCCCAGCAAGCAUGGACUCUGCACUGCAGCAAUUGUCAGCAGAUACCAAGAAGCAGAUUCGGUCUGUGAACAUCGCUCUAGAUACGAGGAGAUUCCAGGCCAACCAUCUGGGCACCUUAGGCGUACGAUUGCAAUCUUUGGAUCUAACGCAUCUGAACUUGACGCUGGACCACAGAAAUUGGUUUCACAACUACAACCUCGAUCGAAAGAAUCGGUCGGUGCUGCUGUUGUCUCCACCUGUUCGCACUUUCUCACUCGUCAAUGAUUUGAAGCCAUUCAUCGACUUGGCACGCCGCGCGAAGAAAGUCACGUUCUUUGAGAUGAAUGGCCAAGGCUUCGAAGACUUUGUGAGGGAGAUGCUGCGCGAAACGCCCAGCUCGAAAGGAUUGGGUGCGUCUGAGGGCAUGCCUAUCGUCCUUGAUGAUUGA